This is a messenger RNA of Priapulus caudatus, 1317 nucleotides long. Its product is annotated as 52 kDa repressor of the inhibitor of the protein kinase-like. The coding region runs from base 1 to 1317 and encodes 438 amino acids. Lineage: Eukaryota; Metazoa; Priapulida; Priapulimorpha; Priapulimorphida; Priapulidae. The transcript has 4 exons. The record is from RefSeq and is a predicted model, not a curated record.
AUGAAUGAUUGCAAUAGACGCUUUAAUUCCAAGUGGUUGGAUGAAUUCCAGUGGCUGAAAAAAAAACAUAAACAAAUAAAAGAAAAUGGGGAAAUUUUAAAGCACAUUGGAGAAACUGUCCUGUACUGUGGACGGCAGAACAUUCCUCUCCGAGGUGACUAUGAAGCAUCGGACACAAGUUUUACAAAGAACCCUGGCAAUUUCAUCGCUCGGUUGAAAUUGCUGUCAAAACACAGCUCACUUCUGCAAAAGCACCUCCAGGCACCCGCAAAGAAAAAUGCCACAUACAUUUCUCCUCAAUCACAGAACGAAUUGAUAGAUGUCAUUGGCCACAAGAUCAUCAGAGAGACUAUUCUUGAAGAGGUGAGGAAGACGAGAUGGUUCUCUGUUAUGUGUGACGAGGCAACGAGCCAUAAUGCAGAGUUGAUGUCACUGUGUGUGAGAUUUGUAGAUACAAACUGCCAGAUGCGUGAGGAGUUCAUUGACUUUAUAGGAACUUGCCGGACUACAGGGCGUGUGCUGGCAUCUAAAAUACUACAGAAACUUGAAGAGCUCAACCUUGAUGUGACGAAGAUAAGGGGACAAGGGUAUGAUGGUGCUGCUGCAAUGAGUAGUGCGAGAGUUGGUGUACAGGGAAUCAUCAAGCAGCACUCCCCCAGAGCUAUCUACACUCAUUGCUUGAGUCAUGCUCUCAACCUUGUGUAUGCCCACUCAGCCAAACAGCAGGAAGUAAGGAAUAUGUUGGACAAGCUGAAGGAGUCUUCGGUAUUCUUUAGUAAGAGCCCAAGAAGAGAAGGACCGCUGAAGGAAAUUGUUGGAAAAAAUGUGCCAGAGCACGCCACCAACAGGAAACCGUUGCUAGACAUUUGUGCAACCAGAUGGGCAGCGAGAUAUGAUGCCUUCAGGCACUUUUAUCAGUGCUAUGUUUGGCAGGUUAUGGCUCUUGAAGUCAUUGUGUAUGGAUCGUACAUCAAUGAAACCGACAAAUAUGACGGUGACAUAGUAAAUGAUGAUUGGGAUGGCCGCACUAAAACUGCAGCUGGUGCCCUGCUGGAAGCGAUCACCAAAUUCGGAUUUAUCGUCACGUUUCUCACUGUGUAUGAAAUGCUUUCACCAAUGCAAGGCCUGACUGUCAAACUGCAAGGGAAGGCUGAAGACAUGGUUUCAGCAUACGAUAGUGUCACAGAUGUCAAGCUCCACUAUGAGACACUGCGUGGUGAUGUCGAAGCCGUGUUCCACCGCAUAUAUGAACACUCUGUGAGAAGGCGUGAAUCCUUGUAUGCCGCGCAGACCAGGAGGGACAUCACAAUAUCGUAA